AUGCGUGUAUUGGUCGUUGGUGCGGGUGCGGUCGGCUGCUUUUACGCAAGCAGGCUCGACCCGUCUGCUUUUGUGGGACUUGUGUGUCGUUCCAACUAUGAUGCCGUGCAUGCCCACGGGAUUUCGAUGAAGACAAGCAGUUUUGGUGAUUACCACUACCAGCCCAAUGCAGUCUACGCCGCUGCAGAAAACGCUGCCAUGGACGGCCCAUGGGAUUUCGUGCUCGUCGCUACGAAAGUAAACACGUCUUUGACUGCAGCGGAUAUUAUCGCAUCGGUCGUGUCGCAAUCGACAACAAUCGUGCUUAUCCAAAACGGCGUCAUGAUCGAAUCCCCGUUCCGCGCGCGAUUCCCCGAAACGCCAAUUCUAUCGGCCGUCACGGUCGUCGCCGCGACACUUGUCGAGCCCAAUGUCGCCGCGCAGUACCGCUGGACACGGAUCAGUCUUGGUCCGUACUCGGAUUUCUACGCACACGACGACACUCCCCUGCAGAAGCAGCUGCUCGAGCGUGCAACGGAUGCCAUGCGCACGCUUGCACAGUUGUGGAAGAACGGCGGCAUCAGCGAUGUUGAGGAGCACAGUGCACGCGAUAUUCAGCUCGUCCGCUGGCACAAGCUGUCCAUCAAUGCGGCAUUCAACGCUUCGAGCGUCCUUGCAGGGUGUAUUGGCAACGGCGAAGCCGUACGCGAUCCGUACCUGCGUGCGCAUAUAAAGGCAUGCAUGGAAGAAGUACUCGACGCUACGGAAACGGUGUUUGGUGUACCAAUGCCUGCACGCUUUGCCAGCCCCGACAAAAUCAUUCGAAGCAAUGAGAAGAACGUGGGCAGCAAGUCCAGCAUGCUCCAGGACUGGGAGGCGCACCGCCCUAUGGAGCUCGAUGCGAUCCUAAAGAGUCCACUGGAACUUGCAGAAAAGCACGGUGUAUCUAUGCCGCGCUUGCAGAGUAUGUAUGCACUUCUGCGCAGCGCAGAAGCGCAGCGGCGUGCCUAG
Molecule: messenger RNA, 990 nt
Organism: Malassezia vespertilionis
Lineage: Eukaryota; Fungi; Basidiomycota; Malasseziomycetes; Malasseziales; Malasseziaceae
Product: 2-dehydropantoate 2-reductase
Exons: 1
Coding region: 1-990 (329 amino acids)
Biological process (GO): pantothenate biosynthetic process
Cellular component (GO): cytoplasm
Molecular function (GO): 2-dehydropantoate 2-reductase activity
Source: RefSeq, a predicted model, not a curated record